Scleropages formosus (Asian bonytongue) is the source of this 5001-nucleotide messenger RNA. RefSeq names its product connector enhancer of kinase suppressor of ras 2-like. NCBI's taxonomy places the organism in Eukaryota, Metazoa, Chordata, Actinopteri, Osteoglossiformes, Osteoglossidae. Gene Ontology annotation, molecular function: protein binding. The record is from RefSeq and is a predicted model, not a curated record. Gene Ontology annotation, cellular component: cytoplasm; membrane. Gene Ontology annotation, biological process: regulation of signal transduction. The coding region runs from base 13 to 3228 and encodes 1071 amino acids. The transcript is spliced from 24 exons.
GGCGCGUCUGCGAUGGCCCUGGUUAUGGAACCUAUAAGUAAAUGGACACCCAAGCAGGUGCUGGACUGGAUGAAAGGCUUGGACGAUUGCCUCCAGCAGUACAUCAAGAACUUCGAGAGGGAGAAGAUCAAUGGGGAACAGCUCCUGCACAUCACCCACCAAGAGCUGGAGGAGCUGGGGGUGACCCGCAUCGGGCACCAGGAGCUCAUCCUGGAGGCUGUGGACCUACUCUGUGCGCUGAACUAUGGGUUGGAGACGGAGAACUUGCGGACGUUAUCCCACAAACUGAAUGCUUCCGCCAAGAACUUACAGAACUUCAUCACGGGCCGGCGGCGCGGUGGCCAUUAUGACGGACGAGCCUCUCGGCGCCUGCCUAAUGACUUUCUCACCUCAGUGGUGGAUCUCAUUGGAGCAGCCAAGAACCUCCUGGCCUGGCUAGACAGGUCACCCUUUGUCAGCGUAACUGAGUACUCUCUCCUAAAGAACAACAUUGUUCAACUUUGCCUGGAGUUAACCACCAUAGUACAACAGGACUGCACCGUGUAUGAGACGGAGAACAAAAUCCUCCAUGUGUGUAAAACAUUGUCUGGAAUCUGUGACCACAUCAUCUCUCUAUCCUCGGACUCUCUGGUGUCACAGUCUGCCCACUUGGAGAUGGUGCAUCUGACCAACAUCAUGCCUACAGAGGGUCUGGGGAUGUACAUCAAGUCCACCUACGAUGGUCUCCAUGUUAUCACUGGCACGACGGAGAACUCUCCUGCUGACCAGUGCAAGAAGAUCCAUGCUGGUGACGAGGUCAUCCAGGUCAACCACCAAACUGUGGUGGGCUGGCAGCUGAAGAAUCUGGUCAACGCUCUGCGGGAGGACCCUGACGGUGUCAUCCUCACCCUGAAGAAGAGGCCACAGAACACCCUCACUUCCGGCCCAGCCCUGUUGAAGAACGCACGCUGGAAACCCCUUGCUCUCCAGCCCAUCCCCACCAGUCCCACCAGUAACUCCACCACCCCGUCCAGCACCAUGGGGAUGUCCUGCAACACCGACAACUCCAAUAUGCAUGAUGUCUUCAUCCUGUCUCCCGGGCCCUACGGACCACGGGACGAGAUGGGCAUAAUACCUUGUGAGGACAUCAGCAAGUACGUCAUGGGCAAGUCAAGCAUGAAGGGUUCCGAGUCUCCCAGCUACUACCUCGACCACGAGAGCGGCAAGUACUUCACGCUGGUGGAGGGCGAGCGGGUGUCCAUGGAGCCUGAGUACGACAGGGGGCGCUCCUCAGGGGUCCGUCGCAGGGACCGAACCCCUACGCACGGUGACCUCAGACCGGUUUCCAUGCCAACGGAGUACAACUGGAUGGGUGAGGCAAAGGAGCCCAAUAUGUACAAGCGGGGCAGCAGAGACUCCGACAACUCACUCCUGCGGUACCUGAGCGACGACAAGAUCUUGGUGAUCCAGGAGGAGCCGGAGACGAGCCGUGAGCUGAAACGAGACACGGGCCGGCGUUCCCGCAAGAAGGGCAAGACCCCCAGUAGCCCGAGCUACCCCAUCAGCCCCUCGCUGCUGUCACCCACGGUGAGACUGGAUCCGGGUGUCACAGAGGGGCUGGCCUUCUCGCUGCCCGAGACCAGCACCAUGCCGCUUUACCACAGAGCCGGGGACACGCUGCGGGCCGAAGCGGACAGGUAUGCUAAUUGUGGCAUUGAUCGGCAAGGGGGCUCAUCCAUGAAGAAGUCACUUCACUACGCCUCCUUGCGGAAUAAAACUAAAAAGAAAGCCAAAGGCUCCCUGACCAGCGCCAGCCGUCGGCGCAUCUCCUGCAAGGACCUGGGCCAUGGCGACUGCGAGGGCUGGCUCUGGAAGAAGAAGGAUGCCAAAGGCUACUUCACGCAGAAGUGGAAGAAGUACUGGUUCAUCCUGAAGGACUCCUCGCUCUACUGGUACACCAACCAGAAUGACGAGAAGGCGGAGGGUUUCAUCAGCCUCCCCGAGUUCAGGAUAGACCGUGCCAUCGAAUGCAGACGGAAAUUUGCCUUCAAAGCGUGUCAUCCGAAGAUCAAGAGUUUCUUCUUUGCCACAGACUGUUUGGAGGAGAUGAACAGGUGGAUGAACCGACUUGGACUAGCAGCUAUUGGGUACACCCCUGAUGACAAGGUGCCUCGCCCUGAUGAAGACUAUUGGAGCGAAAGUGACCAGGAUGACAUUGACGGCUCUAUGACUCUCAAACAGGAGGGCUCUUCCUCGCUGUGCGACACGUACCACCGCACUCCAUCUGUGAACUCCUCGAGCCCAUUUCCAGAAGCCAAGCAUGGGUGCCAUUUCUCCAGCGAGUCCACGUACUCCCACUCAUCAGCUGAGGAUGGCCCAGGCAGCGGCCACUCUUCGGGUUGCAGACCUGUGUACCGUGAGCGCCGCUCCUGGCAGGACCUCAUCGAGACACCCCUCACCAGCUCCGGUCUGCACUUCCUGCAAACGGUUCCAGCGGAGGGUGAUGACGAUGAGGGUGACAGCUAUGGCGGUGGACCGUCCAUGGGAUGCGGACGACCAGCCAUGUCACCCGAUGCUCGUCGCCAGGCUACGUUACCAGCACAACGGCGCUUCCGUCCUGAACGAGACAGGGGGCCUUUCCUGCUGGCAGAGGCUGAGGACUGGGGGUUGCAUACUCAUCGUCACACCCACAAGCAGCGCAGCCAGAGCCUGCCGCGGAACCGGCACGCGCGGGGGGUCAAGGGCUGCCUGCAUGCGGCAGGGCCGUCCGAGGAGAAGAGCGAGGACGAUGAGGUGCCCUUCCCGCAGCUCACCUGCAGCAAGGAGGGGUCUCGGAGGGAGGAGAAGGGGAGGCGAAGCCCUGAUGAGUUGCAGGAGCUGUACCGCUCCCUGGAGCAAGCCAGCCUGUCGGCUUUCGGGGAGCAGCGGCCUUCCACCAAGCAGGAGUUCCGGCGAUCCUUUGUGAAGCGCUGCAAUGACCCCGUCAUCAACGAGAGGCUCCACCGCAUCCGCGUCCUGCGCAGCACACUCAAGGCCAAAGAGGGAGACCUGGCGGCUAUCAGUCAAGUGCUCGACGACUGCAACCUGACCUCCAAGAAGUUCCGUGAGUGGAAGCAGAGGCACCAUGAGUUGUUCAUGGACAUCUGUGAGUUCAGCUCAGGGCACGGCGAGCCCCACAGUGGUGACCGAUCUUCUUUGACCACGCCCCUCAUGGCACACACCCACUCCUUUAUUGAGACGCAUGUCUGAGGUUCGGAAUUUCAGAGUGGGUUGACCCCUGUGCGCCUGUCCGACUCCUUUUUGGCCACACCCCCUUUUAGCCCCUCCCCCAACACCCACUCUGUCUCCAGCCUCAUCCAAAACGAACAGACCAACCAACCACUGUAACAUGUGUAAAUACAGUUCUGAAGGACUCCAGAGAGGUAAACGUUGUGUAAAUAUGUCGGACAGGAACAGCAAGAGCGCCGCUGGGUGCCUACUGCAUGUCAGAAGAGAACAUCUUAUCCUUCCUUUGUUUUCUGAAACAUGAACUAAGGAACAGAGGGAAAUGGGGAGUCUUUUGGACAUUUGCUGUGAAACAAUUUACUCAAUUUGUUUAUUUUCUACCUUUUUUUAUUUUCUAUCAAUUAUUUGCCAUAAAUGUCAUGCUUGAACAGUAGGCAAGAGAGCAAUGUAGCAGCAAUAUAAAAAAGUAUCAACCCUGGCUAAAAACACUGUUGGUGGACACCACAACUCAGAAAAAAAAAAAAAAAAAAACCUAUAAAUAUAUACACUGAAAGUUGAAACAGUGGCACAGUAUGCGAGGACUAAACAGCCAAGUGGGAAUAUUUAAAGGAUCAGAUGUUAAAUUGGACAUACACCUUUUAUAUGCAACUAUAGAAGGGUGACACAUGACACCUCACACUGAGACACGGGGCAUGCUAACCAAAAAUAAGUUAUAUUAUUUGUUUUAAACACAAGUAAAUAAUACAGACUGACUGACCAACUGAUAUUGUAACCAAGGAAUGCAAAAAUUAUUAGACUCCGCAUUGUUUUUUUUUCCAUACAUGUUCAUAACUUCCAGACAUUAUCGGAAGCAAAAUGUGGCACAAAAUGAAAAGAGACGUAAUCUGCGUAUGAAAAAAGUAUGGACCUUUUCAUUGCCAAAAAGCAGACCACUGUUUUGAAACUGUUCGUGAUAAUGGUUGUUGUGAAUUCAGUCGUAUGCCUCCAGAGAACUUUAUUUUAAAGAAAGGAUUAAAAAUGAUAUAAUUACAUGUUCUCUUGGCUAGGAGAUCAUCUCUUGGCUUUCACUUUAACUCAGGGGUCCUGCUCCGUGUGUGUGUGUGUGUGUGUGUGCGUGCGUGUGUGCGCGUGUACGUGUGCGUGUGCUUGUUUGUUUGUUUUUCCUGCUCUUUAGGUCUUUAUCCUUUAUUGUGAAUGUAUUACUAUUAGUAUCAGCCCCUCACGCUAGUGAUUUACACCACUGUGUUCUUUAUUAUAUAUUCAAGAUUUACUGACAGAUAGAUUUUUUUCAUAUUUAAACAACUGUUACUUUUCUAAAAUGCAGUUUAAUACGAAUCAGCACUUUUUUUGAUGCAUGAGUUAUCGUUCAUGUGCAUGAGAUUGAAAACUCAUGUUUCUCUGUGCAGUUUGCUAUAAAGUGCAUGCUUAGGACUCAUAUGCCGCACAUCAGCCAGUGCGCACACACAGGCCCACAAAAAGUGACUCAGCAUAGCAUUAGUUUUUUUCCACCUUGAUUCCACGUAGAGAGUCCUAUGAUAUUUUUUAAAUCAGUAUUGUUAUUUUUGUAGCCUACAUUUCAUUAGAAAAAAAUCACAUGUGCUUUUCACAUUACCUUAAGAUGUGCGCAAUAUGUUCCAGUAUCUGCAGUUUUCAUCUUAUCUUAAAAUUAUACAAUGAAAUGCUAAACACUGAGGCAGCAAGAGAGUAAGUGAUGAUCUUCUUAACUUAGAAAGAAACAAUACAUAAAUUAUACAGUGAAAAAAUCUCAGGUUACUGUGCAAAAAUCUGUUUUUUGAU